Molecule: messenger RNA, 1065 nt
Organism: Dioscorea cayenensis subsp. rotundata (Guinea yam)
Lineage: Eukaryota; Viridiplantae; Streptophyta; Magnoliopsida; Dioscoreales; Dioscoreaceae
Product: ras-related protein Rab7-like
Exons: 7
Coding region: 175-798 (207 amino acids)
Cellular component (GO): vacuolar membrane
Molecular function (GO): GTP binding; GTPase activity
Source: RefSeq, a predicted model, not a curated record
AGGAAUUUUUCUUUAUUUCCCCAAAUUAGGGCUCCAAUCUUCUUCAAUUUGUGGUUGACUGAAGAGAAGAAGAGAAAGAAGAGAAAAACGUAACCUUUAUUACACCAUUUGAGUUUCCGAAGUCUCGAUCUCCUUCUCCGGUAUAUUUUCUAGAGCUCAAAGGAACAGUAUUCCAUGGCGUCUCGGCGGCGAAUGCUUCUCAAAGUCAUCAUCCUCGGUGACAGUGGGGUUGGGAAGACGUCUCUGAUGAAUCAAUAUGUGAAUAAGAAGUUUAGCAAUCAGUAUAAAGCGACGAUUGGAGCUGAUUUCUUGACGAAAGAGGUCCAAUUUGAGGAUAGACUGUUCACUUUGCAGAUAUGGGAUACAGCAGGACAAGAAAGGUUCCAGAGUCUUGGUGUGGCUUUCUAUCGUGGCGCAGAUUGCUGUGUUCUUGUGUAUGAUGUUAAUGUUAUGAAGUCAUUUGAUAACCUGAAUAAUUGGCGGGAAGAAUUUCUGAUUCAGGCUAGCCCCUCUGAUCCUGAAAACUUUCCAUUUGUUGUGCUGGGAAACAAGAUAGAUGUUGAUGGUGGAAACAGCAGAGUGGUCUCUGAAAAGAAAGCAAGAGCCUGGUGUGCUUCAAAGGGUAACAUUCCAUACUUUGAGACAUCUGCUAAAGAAGGAUUCAAUGUUGAAGCUGCUUUUCAGUGUAUCGCCAAGAAUGCCCUCAAGAAUGAACCAGAGGAAGAGAUAUAUCUGCCGGACACUGUCGAUGUAGCUGGCGGACGACAACAAAGACCAUCAUCAGGUUGUGAAUGCUAGGUGGACUGGCUACCGCGAUUUGUGUCCCUCGUAUAAGAGGAGAGGAAACGAUAGGUGCACUCUGUAUUUUAUUACCAUGUCACAACAAGAAGAAUGGCCAUAAGAAGGAUAAUGGCCAUUUUCUUUCUUUUAGCUACAUUUUAUCUUUGUAUGGAAGACUCGAUUUGUUUGGGGAUGAACAUGUGAGAUAUUUGUCCCCUGCGGUUGUAUCUGCAAUAUAUUAUAUUGAUGCAACAAAUAUGGUCUUGGAAAGGUUUAUAACUUUUA